AUGAACAUGGGCAAAAAAAAAACUGUUCAUGUUUUAUCAGUUAAUGUUGACGAUUCAAAGUUCAAGUAUGGGGAUGACCAAUAUCGAUUAGACAUCAAAAUAAAGAUAAUGUUUGGGGUGAGAAGGGAUGGAAAGAAUGCUCACAACAGUCAUAGACGAAAGGUGGUGAAAUCGAUUUCUAGACUAUUGAUAUCACUGGUUGCACACGAUGAUGAGAAUUUAGAGUCCUUUUUGGAAGAGCUCGAAGAAAGGGGGAGCUCCUCGGAGGCGAAACGGGGGAAACAUUUUAUAGAUCGGAUAAUGAAGAGUAAGAUACUUCAAAAAGCUAGCUCAAUUGAGACUAAAGAAGUCAAUGAAAAUGUUGAUAAGGAUAAAUUGUCAUUACCUAAAUUAGCAACGAAUUUCCAGGCAUUGGCGAAGAAGUUGAAUAUAAUUAACAUGCUGAUCAAUGAGAUACAUGAUAUUGGCAAAUGGAAGCAUGCCGAUAAGACCUUGACUGUCUUGUUACUAUACACGUGGAUGUGUAUAUAUCCAUAUUUUCUCCUUAUCUGCCCGAUAGUAUUUGCGGCGGGGUACAUGUGUUACCAAUACACAUACAGGCAUCCGUUAAUUAACAAGCCCAGCUGUUCAACCAGGGAUAAGAGCCUGGAGAAGGUUUGGGAAUUAGGAUGUGGAGAAAGAUUGAAGCAAGUAAGGAGUGAGAGACUCCCUGAUAGGGGGUUAUUUGGGUUUCUGCUAGAUGGUUCGGACGAGGAGGAAGGGAUGCAAGCAAACGGGGAUGAGGAGAGGGAACGCUUUGACGAAGGAGAUGCUAGAGAGAUUUUUCGAGAUGUAGAAGUCAGUGGGAUGUUUGAGGAGUAUGAGAAGAUGAUUGAAAAGGAGGGAAACGAAAGGGAUGGGACAAGAGAGAAUACCUUUGGUCUUGAGGAGCACUUUGAGUCCACUUACCACAACCACAUACUCGAGAGUCUCUUAGAGAUACAGACACUGACGGGGCAAAUACUAGACAGUGUCGAAAGAGGUGAGAGGUUUAUCGAGGAGUGUUGUUCAUUUCAAAAUGAGAAGGUGAGUACGGUAUUGUUGUACAAGUUGCUGCUUAUAGUUGUCAUUGUGUUUGUUCUGGGUGAUUACAUCAAUUGGAAGCUGAUUACGAUUACGUUACCAUGGAUUGUGCUUGGGACGAUACAUCCAAUGGGGAAGGUGUUUUUUCGAUUGCUUACUGUAAAGGGCGGCAACAACAACAGCAAUCACGAGGGGAAGAAGAGGAAACCCUACGGAGAGCAUGUGGUUGAGGAGAGACAUGAGAAUAAUAUCCUUGAUGAAUACCUGGAAAGUCUGGUCCUCAUUGAUGAGUCUGUUACUGCACGAGAAGUUUAUAUCUACGAGAUUGAGAGGCUCCAUCCCGUCAAGGGGUACAUGGCGUUUGGAUAUAGUGACACGGCGUUUGACAAGAACGACUACGUACGCAGACGGCGGGAGAUGCCCCUAAUGGUCAGCAAUAUAGUGGACGUGCAGCCACCUGAGGGAUGGGUGUUCCUCAAUGGUGAAGAAUGGAGGGCUAGUUCUGGUGGGAGAUGGGAGUACGAUGUGGGCACCGUUAUGGAACCAUCGGUGUUUAGAAGACGGGUUUGGAAACGAAGGGUCAUUACUACAAAGUUUUAA
Messenger RNA from Pichia kudriavzevii, 1662 nucleotides. RefSeq lists its product as uncharacterized. Lineage: Eukaryota; Fungi; Ascomycota; Pichiomycetes; Pichiales; Pichiaceae. Gene Ontology annotation, biological process: peroxisome organization. The coding region runs from base 1 to 1662 and encodes 553 amino acids. Gene Ontology annotation, cellular component: peroxisomal membrane. The record is from RefSeq and is a predicted model, not a curated record. The transcript has a single exon.